Messenger RNA from Staurois parvus, 316 nucleotides. The record is from the annotation of a GenBank genome assembly. Lineage: Eukaryota; Metazoa; Chordata; Amphibia; Anura; Ranidae.
AUGCCCAAGCACAAUUUUGCAAUGUUGACCUGUGUUAGUAAAACCGUACAUAUCAUCAGAACUACUUUGUACAUCUGGGUGAAUUAUACCGCGCUUUUUUCAGGACAAAUUGGACUUCCAUUUGGUGGUAAAUGGUCCCGAUAGUUAGAACGGGACCCGGUGCUCUCAGUAAAACCACUGAUAUGCGGCCCCACGGAAAAAAGCCCAGUCUAGUGAGGCCGCAUAUUUGUGUUACAUCGGCGUCAAGGGGUUAAUGUUGCAGCACAAAUGACCAGACUAGAGCAAUGUUCUUUCACUUAUUUUCAGGUAACAAGUA